Messenger RNA from Cloeon dipterum, 779 nucleotides. RefSeq lists its product as uncharacterized. The record is from RefSeq and is a predicted model, not a curated record. The transcript is spliced from 6 exons. NCBI's taxonomy places the organism in Eukaryota, Metazoa, Arthropoda, Insecta, Ephemeroptera, Baetidae. The coding region runs from base 97 to 657 and encodes 186 amino acids.
GGCGGCACUACUGGCGCCACCUGACAGUGGUACAGGCAUACUCACCCCUUUCUUGACGCUCAUUGGCAAGCACGACACUCCCCUCACCUAGAUCAUAUGUGGAAAGGCAACAUGUGUGAUCAAACAGGAUCGGUGCCAAUUGACUUCGAUUACUUUAUUUCAACCCUUAGAAAAUACGAAUGGAUCUUCAACUUUCCUGUUACUGAUUUGCUGACGUCGAAAGUGUUAGAAAACGUUACACAUGAGUGGAGAAGUCUGCUUCUUAACUUGAGCUCAAGUAGUUUGAACAAAUUGGCUGCUAAGGAUAACUCGCAGAUGGAUGAUAUGCCACACAUCCUCACUAACUUCGUCGAGGAAUGCAAAAGGCUAAGUUUUAAUCUUGGACACGACGUGCCUCCAACGAAUGCCACUAAACUGAGGCUAAAAGGAGUGAGCGAGAAAAAAUGUAUGGAAAUAAACAUGUUAUCUACAAGAAUAGAUAGCGAGUGCAAAAAACUGGGCGUAAAUCAUAUUAUUGAUUUGGGAUGUGGAGUGGGCUACCUGGCACAGAUUUUGAACGAGAAACUAGGCUACACUGUGCUAGGCUUAGAAUUGCAAGAUUCACUAGUGCAAACAGCAAGAAGUUCACGAUCAAACAGUGAGAUUCAAACAAAUUGAGGUGAGGGUUGGAGAAGAUGGCAAUUCAAAAGUGGAGGAAGUUAUCAUAGAAUGGCUUGCCGACACAAACGGCACAAAUGCGUGCUUAAUUGGAUUACACACCUGUGGUGACUUGGCUGCAU